Messenger RNA from Epinephelus fuscoguttatus (brown-marbled grouper), 882 nucleotides. Its product is annotated as putative protein TPRXL. NCBI's taxonomy places the organism in Eukaryota, Metazoa, Chordata, Actinopteri, Perciformes, Serranidae. The transcript has 5 exons. The record is from RefSeq and is a predicted model, not a curated record. The coding region runs from base 75 to 686 and encodes 203 amino acids.
GUCAUGACAUAAGAGUUCACCGCCAAUACUACAGGCUGCCUGAAGGAACAUUACAGCUGGCUAAGGUCAGCAAAAUGCUGAUGGCCCUGGAAAGAGGGAAAAUGGCAGAGUUCAAGGGACAAACUCUGGAUGAGAUCUCCAUUGAUCCGCAAGAGGAAAUAGCUCAGGACAGUGACCAGUCAGACUUGGAUGAAGACGACGACCAGAUGGCUGCUUCUACAUCAUUUUCUACGCCCUCCACACCUUCAUCAUCCUCCAGACCUUCAUCCUCCACACCUUCAUCAUCCUCCAGACUUUCAACGUCCUCCACACCUUCACCAUCCUCCAGUCCUUCAUCAAAUAAAUCCAGUGAGAGAGAGAGAUCCACCAGUGGAAAGCACAGCACACCUCCAGCUCAAGAUAAAUCCAGUGAGAGAGAGAGAUCCACCAGUGGAAAGCACAGCACACCUCCAGCUCAAGGUUCUUCACAAAGGAGAAGAAAGUGGUCGGAGGAGGAGGUCCAGGCAGUGGAGAAGACGCUGAAUAGCUUCAUAAGGUCCAGGAGGGUUCCAGGAAAAGCAGACUGCGUGAGAUGUAUUGAGGAGUCUCCACAGGCCCUACAGGACAGGAGCUGGACAGCAGUAAAGUUCUAUGUCAAAACCGAAUUGAUGCUGCCAAAAGAGGGAGAUAAGCUGCUGCUGCUCUGAAUUUAUUUUCAGUUAAGAAAAAGAGUUGAGUUGAAUUAGAACAGGUAUUCUAUCUUGCCAAGUUAAAAUGCACAAUAUUUGCAUUUCGUUCUGUGAUUAAUUUUUUGAUGUGCAUCUUUAACAGUGUUGGUUGAAUAAGCUGCCAAAAGAGGGAGAUGAGCUGCUGCUCUGAGUUUAUUUUGAGUUAAGAAAAAGA